AUGAUUUCCAGGAUUUUUGAAUAUUUAUUAAGGAAUUCGUUAACAGAUAAUAGGAAAAAAGAAAUAAUUUUUGAGUUUCCAGAAAAAAUAAUUUUAUGGAUAUAUUUUUGUUAGCUGAAUGGAUUUUUGAUUAAUAAAGUGGAGAAGAAUUUAACAAUUUAAUAAGAGAAUUAAUAUUUAUUCACGAUUCUUGAUUAUGCCAACUUUGUAAAGCCUCUAAGUGAAUUUUUAAAUUUUGAGAACAUGUCAAUUAUUUUGAUUGUACAAUUAAUAAUGUUUUAUGCUGGAAAUUUUACCCUUUUGUUGUUGAAAUAGGUAAUAUAAUCAAUAUUUUAUUAGAAAGUUAAAGUAGUUUGCAAUUACUUUGUUUUAUUUAAUUGGAUAAUGGUCUGUCCAUUUUAAACUGUAUUUGCCACGGUUUCAAGAAAAAAUUAAUUUAUUCACAAUUCAAUUUUGGAUUUAAAUACUAAUAAAUAGAUUUUUUUCUUAAUUAUUUCUAUAUUUGGAACAAUAAUAAUAACUACCACUUCUUUAUUAUCAAAUUUUAUUUUCUAAAAAAGAGAAAUUAAUUAGGGGAUACUUCUUAAAUACAAUUUUAAGCCUAAUUACUUAAUAGGCCCUUUAACUUAGCUCUUUAUAAUUAUCACAUGUUUAUUGUAAGAUUAGUUAUGGCAAAUUAUCACCCAUGUUUAACACUUAAUAAUUAUGUCCAUUCAUUUAAUAAUAGCAUUAUAGUUCCCUUUUGGACUUACUUCAACAUCACUUCAGUAUAAUUAAUUGGUCAUACUCAGUAUCUCCUUUAAUAUUCUCAUCUUUAUUUGGCAAUACUUUAGUCAUAACGAUUAAUUCAUCUUUUUGUCUUUGUUUAUAAUCGGAAUGGUAAUUAUGAUAUAUUAAAUAUGUAGUUAUUAUGGUAUUCUGUUGAUUUAAUAUUCUAAAGGAGAAUCGAUAAGAUAGUACAUAAAUUUUGUAAAAAAAGAGACACAUCACAAUUAGCUCAAGUAUUAGAAUAUUUUAUCUAAACUCAUUCAUAUACUUUGAAACAUUUAAUUCAACUAAAUAUCCAUAGAGUGCAUUGUUAAGAUCUACUUUGUCCUUGUCAAGAUUGUCAGUUAUUAGUUAUUGAUAAUAUUUCGAUAGUUCAAUUAGUAAAGAAAUAAUAAAAGAAGAAGAAGUUUUAUAUUUAAAAGUGGAUUAUGCAUUAAUACAAGACAUAUUUAUUAAAAACAGAAUUAACAAAAAAAUAGUAAAGUUUAAUAAUUUUGAACUAUUUAUCGUUUUAAAGAAUCUUCUUGGAAAAUUAUGUUUUAAUUUGUAAAACUAUAUACUAAUGUAUUGAAUAAACAGAAAAAGUAAAAAAGGAGAAAUACAAUGUUACUACAACGUUAUUAUAUGUGAUUCAAUAAAAUUGCAAAUAGCAAUUAAUAAUGCAAACAUUGUAAUAAGUAAAGAUAACUUAAUAAGAAUUCAUUAUUAUUACUGAUAUCAAUAUAAUGUAUGAAUUAGCAGAUAAGAUUGUUCUCCAUUUAUCUAAAGUAAUCGAAAAUUAAAUUUAAUUGUGGGAUAAAUAUUUAAGAAAUGAAAUAAAAAAUUUCGAUUAACUUUUGGAAAUUAUCCAUACAAUCAAACAGGAAAAAUAGUAAUGCCAAAUUCUAUUUGUAUUAUACUAAAACUUAAGAAAUUAAUCUAAGGAGAACAUAUAUUCUUUGAGAGUAAAAUUAUUAUUUUACAUUAUCAUAUAAUAAGAUUUAGUAUUAAUGACUAAGACUUAAUCUUAAUUAAUGUAGUAAGAAGAUGCAUAACAAUUUGAUUUGAAUUUCAAUGACUUUAACAAUCUGUCUUUUUUAACUGGCCAAGCACUGUCUAUAAUAUCAAACAUUAGUUCAGAAAAUCAAGGAAAAUUGGAGCAAUCAAUAACUAAAGAAUUUAACUAAUUUUUUGGAUAUAAUAAGGACGAAAAAAAGUUGACUCACAUCAAACAAUUAAUGCCAACUAAAUUUGCAGAGGUUCAUUCGGGAUUGGUUGAAAAUUUCUUUUUUAAAGGAUAAAGUGAUAGGAUUAAUAAUGCUUCUGUAGCAUUUAUUUUAAAUUCAAAAAAUUUAAUUGAGUAAAUUAAAUUAUGCUUAAGCUAUUUUUUCCCUGUUAACUUAAGAGACACAUCCUUUUACAUGAUUGCACAUGUUUAGAAAACAUCAAAAUAGGAGUAAGCCGUUCAUGAUGAAAACUUGACAGGUUAUUUCCUAAUUGAUAAAGAAUUUAAUAUUUUUGGAAUGACUCAAAACAUUUAUGAGAAAUUAAAUUACAGAUAUUAUUUCAAAAAUGAUGCAAAUGCGAAUUUAAUACUUCCUUAACAGUUUUAUGAUGAUCACAAUAUUUUCUCAUUGAUACCAUCAUUUUAACAGAAAUUGUAAAAUUAUUAUGAAAGAUAACCAAAUGAAUCUUUGAGAGAAAAUGAUGUAAUUUUUAUUAAAGAGAGAGGUCUGCUAAAAUUAGAUUUUCUGAAAUAAGAUUAGGAACCUUCUGCUACUAAAUAAUUUACUAAAAAAUUUUCAUUUGCUAAAUUUACAAAUAAGCACAUUUUGAAUUAAAUGCUUGACAAAAGUACUGAACUAUUUUAGAAUUCUGAAAAUAUUAAAUAUUUCCCCAUUGAAUAUACGGUUACUUAGAAAAUUUUACAUGCUUAUAAUCUAAAUAAUAAAAUAGAACCAUUUUUAUAUUAUUUGAUAGAAAUUGAGUUGUUAGAGGAUUUUAAAAAGGUUUCAGAUUUAAAUAUUAGUACCAAUAAAUUUUUGAAGCUUGAUAAUAAGAAGCAAUAAUCAUCUUAAAUAUUGGAAACAUAAAGAUAAACUACUGCUUAAUUGUUUUAGUUUGAAUCUAUAAAUUUUAUAACAAGUGAUCAUCUGAUUUCUUAAAACGGUGAUAAAUAAGCCCUUGUAAAAGCAUCUCCCUAAGAGAAUUUGAAAUAAGAAUAAAAGAUAGUAUCAAAAGGUCUGAUUCCUGAAUAAAAAAAGGCUUAAAUCAAAAAGUCUUCAAUAAUGAAUAUUCCUAAGAAAGUUCACAAUUUUGUUGAAUUUCUACAAACGAAUUGUUACCCAUCUAUAUUUCAUGGAAUGAUUGGGUUAAUAAUGAUUCACUUUCUUAUAGUCAUAUUCUAUAUCAUUAUUACUGCUAUUUUAUUUGAGUAGAAAAAGGAGAUUCAAUCAAAUUGCAUAAUUUAUACAUUUAGUGAUGUUGAUUAUUUUAAUGGUUUUAGUUUGAUUCUCUCUGGUUCUAGACACACAAUAUUUAACUCAAAUUAUCUUAAUUUAUUAGAACCACUAAUUUUAAAAGUGGACGAUUAGGCAUUUAAAUUGACAAGUAAGGAUUGCAUAGUAAUUUCAUGGCAUUUAUUACUAUCAGGUCAAUAUGAUCUUGUUGGGAAGUAUGAAAACUACUCUAAGAUACUCUUAGGAUAUGAAUAAAAAUAGAUCACUUACUAUUAUCCAGAUUAUUCUAAUUCAAAGAUCGAAAGCUAGAUUUUACUUGAUUAAGCUGCUUAUUACAAUGCGAUGUAUCUUUAAUUUUAUAUAACUUAUCGCAGUAUUUUAUCAUUGAAUGCCUACCUAUCUGGUGGAAAUGACAACAUAUUCCUGUAAUUAAAUUAUUUAAAUUUAGAGUGAGAUAAAGAUAUAUACUUUAUUUCAAUUAUUAAGAUGCCAUUGAAUUGACUGAUGAUUCAAUCUAAUCGUGCUAUGAUUAUAAUAAUGAUGCAAAUGAGUAUUUUGAUUCAUUCACUUAAAUAUGGUUUAUCAAUAUGUAUGUGGUAGCAGUCUUACUUCUAAUUUUCCACAUUGCAACUCUUCUUAGGAUUAAAAAGGUAAUACAGAUAUAUUUAAAAUAAUUUAUACAAGUAGAUUAUGAGGAAAGUUAAAUAAUAGUCAAAUAAUUUGAGAAUAUGUUACAAAACCUAAAAUAAGAAAACAUCUUAUUGAAAUACUAAGAGUUUGAAGCUAUCAAAUAGAUUCCAUAAAAUGUUUUAUAAGUUUUGUAAUAACAGGAAACUAAAACAACUUUAUCAGAUGAAAAUGAAAAUAAUAAUAAUCGCAAAAAAAGAGUCACCUCAAUUAAUGCCAAAAAAUUAAACUUUGCUAAUCCAUCAUUUUCAAUCAGGAAAUCACUGUUACUUUAUAUUUUGUUGAUGUUUCUUAAAGUUUCCUUUUUAGUCAUUUUUUAGAUAUAUUAUGAAUAUUUAUCUUCUGGAAUUGCACCUGCAGCCAAAAGAGAGUUAGAAUCAUAAUAACUGAGGUUAGAUUUCAUUAUGACAAUCAAUAUGUGGGAUACAUAUAUCUUAAAAUCAUUUUAUGAUGCUUCUCAACAUUUAGCAAAUACUAGUUCUAAAUUUAAUUAUAAAAAUUAAAACAUCAUGAAUAACUAAAAGCUAUUCAAUUUGUUAGAAAUUGAUAAACAGUAUUUAUUGGAUAAAAUCCAAGUGAUGCAAUCUUAUGACUUAACCGAUUUUUUAUAUCAUAAUACAGAUUAAUAAAAUUCGAAUUUGUUGAUUUCCGAAUCCAAUAAAUAAAUUUUGUUGGGUCAAGAUGUUUGCUAAUUGACGAAUUGUAAUAUGACAAAUGAUUUGUUCCACGAUCGUCCUUAUGCUGAAUAUUUGAUAGACUAUUAUUAAGUUGGCCUAAUAUAAUUAUUUAAGAAUGUCUUGUAAGUGAUUGCAGAGCACAAUUAUUUGAUAACAGAUGACUCUUUAACACCUGAAGAAAAAGUUUAAGGGAUUGUCUAGAUGUAUCAGUCUUUCAAUUAUUUUAUAUAUGUCUUUUAUGGAUUAGAUGCAACCUAAUAUCAGAUUGCAUAAUUUUGUAAAUAUUUUUUAGAUUAAACUCUAAAUUAAUUAGAAUAUUUAACAUCUUCAGACAUUGUUUAUAUUCUAACUUUUGGGAUUUUAUUGAUGAUAAUUACUUUUAUCGGCGAAUUCUACAUAAUGAUCCAUUACUUUAACAAAUUUGAAUUAGCAAAAGAAAGCAUAAGACAAAUACCAUUAGAGACCUUAUUUCAAAAAGGAAUCCCAAAAAAAUUAAACAAUAUUAUGAUGAAAUAUAAAUGA
Molecule: messenger RNA, 5092 nt
Organism: Paramecium octaurelia
Lineage: Eukaryota; Ciliophora; Oligohymenophorea; Peniculida; Parameciidae
Source: the annotation of a GenBank genome assembly